CAACCAUAUAUAUAUACACACACAUAUAAAGCAAUCUUCUUCAACUACCUAUAACUGUAGUUGUCUUAGAAUGGAUGACAGGUUGAGGGCGGCUGCUCAAGAGGGAAACAUCCAACUUUUGUACACAUUAAUUCAAGAGGAUCCAAAUAUUUUGGAGCGCAAUAUGGAUGAUAAAUUUUUGUUAGCUGAUACUCCUUUACAUGUGGCUGCAUCAACGGGUAACCUUCAAUUUGCCGCAGAAGUCAUGAAGUUGAAGCCGUCGUACGCCAGGAAGCUCAACCUAGAUGGCCAUAGCCCCAUCCACCUUGCUCUGCGAAGUGGGCAUCAUCGCGUGGUCGAGUGGUUUGUCUCUGUUGAUAGCAACUUGGUCCGUGACAAAGGAGGAGAUGAGGGCAUGACUUCUUUGCAUUAUGUGAUUGCUCAAGGAAAUGUUAAUCUUUUGAGAUCGUUUCUAUUGGCUUGCCCAGACUCCAUUGAAGAUUUGACAACUAAACGAGAAACUGCACUGCAUGUUGCCCUAAAAUACUACGUUCCCAGGAUUUUUGAGGCUUUGGUGGGAUGGCCAAAGAAGACCGACAAGGAAGACAUCUUAAACUGGCCAGAUGAUGAUGGCACCACCAUCUUGCAUAUGGCCAUAUCCAAGAAUCAAACUUAGGCAAGAGUACUCUUAAUUAUAUAUUCAACCCGUCACGGUGACUUAUCAUAUUCUCUGUGGUGUUCUUUUAGAAUUCUUUUAGUUGUAUAUGCAGGCAUAUUAAUUGGAGUAUAUAUAUAUUAACUAAUGCCUUGAUAAU
This is a messenger RNA of Cornus florida, 794 nucleotides long. Its product is annotated as ankyrin repeat-containing protein BDA1-like. The coding region runs from base 71 to 655 and encodes 194 amino acids. Gene Ontology annotation, molecular function: protein binding. The record is from RefSeq and is a predicted model, not a curated record. NCBI's taxonomy places the organism in Eukaryota, Viridiplantae, Streptophyta, Magnoliopsida, Cornales, Cornaceae. The transcript has a single exon.